Coregonus clupeaformis (lake whitefish) is the source of this 485-nucleotide messenger RNA. Its product is annotated as GTP-binding protein Rheb-like. The record is from RefSeq and is a predicted model, not a curated record. The transcript is spliced from 4 exons. Gene Ontology annotation, biological process: small GTPase-mediated signal transduction. The annotation marks the transcript as partial. NCBI's taxonomy places the organism in Eukaryota, Metazoa, Chordata, Actinopteri, Salmoniformes, Salmonidae. Gene Ontology annotation, molecular function: GTP binding; GTPase activity; GDP binding. Gene Ontology annotation, cellular component: plasma membrane.
UAUUAUACACGCCCCAGGUCUCUGAAAUCUACAGGAAUUCAAAUGUCUAAUCUGUAUAUAUAUGUAUAUGUUUUAUCCUUUGAGAAUAAAUAGUGAUUUAAAAGAAAAACAGAUCAGUUGUUGAACCGCUCUGCUCGUGAUAUUCUGCCGUUGAUGUUGGAGGUUGCUCUUAUCCACCUCGAGGACUAGAUGCGAUAGCCAGCACGAGAUAUGCCGCAGCCCAAAUCACGAAAAAUCGCCAUCCUCGGGUACAGAUCCGUAGGAAAGUCCUCGCUAACAAUUCAGUUUGUGGAAGGCCAGUUUGUUGACUCAUAUGACCCAAGAAUAGAAAACACAUUUACCAAGAUGAUCACGAUAAACGGACAGGAAUACCACCUGCAGUUGGUAGAUACAGCGGGACAGGAUGAAUACUCUAUCUUUCCUCAGACCUAUUCCAUAGAUAUCAAUGGUUACAUCCUGGUCUACUCUGUCAGGUCUAAAAAAAG